Molecule: messenger RNA, 2853 nt
Organism: Zonotrichia leucophrys gambelii
Lineage: Eukaryota; Metazoa; Chordata; Aves; Passeriformes; Passerellidae
Gene: ZFX
Product: zinc finger protein X-linked
Exons: 8
Coding region: 182-2566 (794 amino acids)
Biological process (GO): regulation of transcription by RNA polymerase II
Cellular component (GO): nucleus
Molecular function (GO): metal ion binding; DNA-binding transcription factor activity, RNA polymerase II-specific; RNA polymerase II cis-regulatory region sequence-specific DNA binding
Source: RefSeq, a predicted model, not a curated record
UCGCCGCCGCUCCCUGCGCGGCCGCGCCGGGGCUGCCGGCCGGAUCCUCUCCUGCCCCGCCAUCUCCUUCCUCUCCUCCUGCCGGGGAUUCGGGCGGCGCGGGCUCGGCAGCGCCGGGAGCUCUCCCGUCAGCCGCCUUCGCCCACUCGCCCUACACUGUGACUGAUGAGAGUUAAAGGCCAUGGAUGAAGAUGGGCUUGAAUUGCAGCCACAUGAGCCAAAUGCAUUUUUUGAUCCAACAGGAGCUGAUGCAGCACAUAUGGAUGGAGAUCAGAUUGUUGUGGAAGUCCAGGAAACAGUGUUUGUUUCAGAUGUGGUGGACUCAGAUAUAACUGUGCAUAACUUUGUUCCUGAUGACCCAGACUCUGUGGUGAUCCAGGAUGUCAUUGAGGAUGUUGUUAUCGAGGAUGUUCAGUGCCCAGACAUCAUGGACGAGCCAGAUGUGUCUGAAACAGUCAUCAUUCCUGAGCAGGUGCUGGACACAGACGUGGCUGAAGAGGUUUCUUUGGCUCAUUGCACUGUCCCAGAUGACGUUUUAGCUUCUGACAUAACAGCAGAGACAAUGUCUAUACCAGAGCACGUGCUGACAACUGAGUCAAUGCAUGUGCCUGAGGUUGGACACGUGGAACACGUGGUUCAUGAUAACGUUGAAGAAGCAGAUAUUGUCACUGAUACUCUGGGAACAGAUGUUGUUUCUGAGGAAGUCUUGGUGGCAGACUGUGCAUCAGAGGCAGUGAUUGAUGCCAAUGGAAUCCCUGUGGAACAUCAAGAUGAGAAGGGCAACUGUGAUGAUUACCUUAUGAUUUCCUUGGAUGAUGCUGGUAAGAUAGAACACGAAGGUUCUGCUGAAAUUACCAUGGAAGCAGAGUCAGAAAGUGGCUCUUGUAAAGUGGAUGGCAUUUGUCCAGAAGUCAUCAAGGUCUAUAUAUUCAAAGCAGAUCCUGGAGAAGACGAUUUAGGGGGCACAGUAGACAUUGUGGAGAGCGAGCCAGAGAAUGACCACGCAGUGGGAUUGCUCGAUCAGAACAGCAGCAUUCGUAUCCCAAGGGAGAAAAUGGUUUACAUGACUGUCAAUGAUUCUCAGCAUGAAGACGAAGACUUAAAUGUUGCAGAAAUAGCUGAUGAGGUUUAUAUGGAGGUGAUUGUAGGGGAAGAGGAUGCUGCAGCCGCCCACGAACAGCAAAUUGAUGACACCGAGAUUAAAACUUUUAUGCCCAUAGCUUGGGCAGCAGCUUAUGGUAAUAACAACGAUGGCAUCGAAAGUCGGAAUGGCACUGCAAGUGCUCUUUUGCACAUAGAUGAGUCAUCUGGGCUUGGGAGGCUGGCCAAGCAAAAACCAAAGAAGAAGAGGAGACCUGAGUCCAGACAGUAUCAGACAGCAAUAAUCAUUGGCCCCGAUGGUCAUCCAUUGACAGUCUAUCCCUGCAUGAUUUGUGGAAAGAAAUUUAAAUCCAGAGGUUUCUUGAAAAGGCACAUGAAAAACCACCCGGAGCACCUUCUUACCAAGAAGAAAUACAGAUGCACAGACUGUGAUUACACUACGAAUAAAAAAAUAAGUUUACACAACCACUUGGAGAGUCAUAAGCUGACCAACAAAACAGAGAAGCUUAUUGAGUGCGAUGAGUGUGGGAAAACCUUCUCUCACGCAGGAACUCUAUUCACUCACAAGAUGGUGCACAGGGACAAAGGAGUUAAUAAAAUGCACAAGUGCAAAUUCUGCGAUUAUGAGACAGCAGAGCAGGGGUUACUGAGUCACCACCUUUUGGCUGUCCACAGCAAGAACUUUCCUCACAUUUGCGUGGAGUGCGGCAAAGGGUUCCGCCACCCGUCGGAGCUGAAGAAGCACAUGCGGAUCCACACUGGCGAGAAGCCCUACCAGUGCCAAUACUGCGAGUACCGAUCGGCCGACUCUUCCAACUUGAAAACCCACGUAAAGACUAAACACAGUAAGGAAACGCCGCUCAAGUGUGACAUUUGUUUCCAGACUUUUUCAGAUACCAAAGAGCUGCAGCAGCAUACGCUUAUGCAUCAAGAAAGUAAAACGCAUCAGUGUUUGCAUUGUGACCAUAAGAGCUCAAACUCGAGUGAUCUGAAACGACACAUUAUUUCAGUCCACACAAAAGACUAUCCCCAUAAGUGUGAUAUGUGUGAUAAAGGCUUUCACAGGCCUUCGGAACUGAAAAAACACGUGGCGGCUCACAAAGGUAAAAAAUUGCACCAGUGCAGACAUUGUGACUUUAAAAUUGCAGAUCCGUUCAUUUUGAGUCGCCACAUACUCUCAGUUCACACAAAGGAUCUUCCAUUCAGGUGCAAGAGAUGUAGAAAGGGCUUUAGGCAACAAAACGAGCUGAAAAAACACAUGAAAACACACAGUGGCAGGAAAGUUUAUCAGUGUGAGUACUGUGAGUAUAGCACUACAGAUGCCUCAGGCUUCAAACGGCACGUGAUUUCCAUUCACACAAAAGACUACCCUCACCGGUGUGAGUAUUGCAAGAAAGGUUUCCGAAGGCCUUCAGAGAAGAACCAGCACAUUAUGCGACAUCAUAAAGAUGUUGGGCUGCCUUAAAGUCUCUUUCACAGACUUAUGGCUGGAAUUAUAAAGGAAAUUUGCCUUUCAGGCAGUUAGCUUAUUUUAAAGCCAAUCACCUGCGAUCACACACACACAAAAAAAAAAAACCACAAAAAAACAAAAACAAAAAAAUACUGUGCAUUUGAUUUGUUGCUGUAUAAAAAUAGGAUUAUUGCUUGUAGUUGACUUUUAUACCUUUUGUUCAAUAGCGUGUUCUGAAUUCUAUUCAGUUUGUUUAAUAAAUGAAGAAAAGAUGGCAACAAUAAAGUUGCAUUUAAUAAAGU